AUGUGUAUUGUUUGUUUAAUGGUGUGGUGUAGUGAAACUGGGAAGUAUUUGAGCUUUAAAAAGGAGCGGGUUUGUUCGUUUUUUACCCGAAAUAAUAUUGGAAUAUCUACACAUGUGAUUUUAAAAAUAGAAAUGAAGGGUGGGUCGUAUAGCUCUGAGGAGAUUUUGCAUCUUAACUCCGAGCUAGAGCCAGAAAGUAAUUGCAAGUACAUUUUGACUAAGCCAGAGUAUUCUCUUAAGAUAUACAUAAAUGCAUAUGCGCGAAUGUUUCUUAAAACAGAAAAAAACAAAGUUGUUUUUCCAGUCUCUUCCGAGCUUUCAGUAUCCCUUGUGCUUAGCUCACUUGAGAACUACUUUCCUAUAUUCCCAUACUUCGAUGGAUUUGCACUGUAUCGGCAUUUAAAGUUAGAAAACAGCACGUCUCUGCAGAAGGUAGAAAUGCAUAAAAAGGCAGCAGAGGUAGGGCCAGUUCUGCAUCUUCAGCCAAGCAACCCAUUUGGCAUGUCUCGCCAAUUCCCAUCAGCAUUCUCAAAUGAGUUCUAUCAGCUGAAAAAUCUUAACAGCAGCACUGUAUUUGCCAAAAAGUACAUUGUAAGUAUAUACGGCCAUUUUCUGUUUGCGUGCAAAAAAGGAACAGACGGAUCACUUGGAUAUACCCUAGAGAUUACAGAAGAUCUUAUAUCCUACCCACAGAUAGUAGGAAGUAAAGUGUUUGCAAUUAUAGAGCAGAAUGGGACAAGAUGGUCUCUGUUCAAUAAAGACACAGAUGCCGUGAGAACUCUUUUAUACUAUAUUGAGCGCGCACCGCGGCACCUUCCCCGGGAGACAGAGACAAUUGCAGAAACUGCAGAAAGCUGGGAGAAAAAGUGCGAUAACGUGCGGGAUAUUGUGACCUACAACAUUUCAUCCUCUUCCCUUCCAACAGCAUCGGUUCUUUUUCCUAGAAGCAUUCCAAAGCUUAAGGAGGAAAUAAAUAAAGAGCAGUCUGCAGAGUUCCUUAUACGAAAGCUAGAGUCACAUGUCCAAAGAAGCAUAUGGGACAAUGUAAAUAUUGAAUUUCUGGUCUAUUUAUUGAGCAUGCAGGGCAUAUCACUUGCCUCUGAAAUACAUGAGGAAAUUCGAGAGUACUCCCUUCACAGAAAGCGCAUUUUGCAGAAAAUCAAAGAAAUAGAGGAUUCUCUCUGA
Messenger RNA from Nematocida parisii ERTm1, 1185 nucleotides. RefSeq lists its product as uncharacterized. The record is from RefSeq and is a predicted model, not a curated record. The coding region runs from base 1 to 1185 and encodes 394 amino acids. The transcript has a single exon. NCBI's taxonomy places the organism in Eukaryota, Fungi, Microsporidia.